AUGAAUAAACGGUUCGAACAAACGUCAAUGUUCAGCUAUGACGAAAAAGUAUGUCGUAAUGCAUACACGUAGGCGGUAAUUUCUUUUGAAUUGUUCAUCUAAUGCUCCAUGUUCGAUAACCAAAUCGGUUCCACGUUGAAUAUGUUUGGAAGAUAAGCAAUAUGGCCACAAAAGAAAGCAAUCUUCCUGCUCUUUAUGCGGAGUUAAAUAAAUUCGGGCAAAACGGAGAAUACGAGAGGGCCUUAAAAACUGCAAAUAAGAUUCUAGGCAUUUCUCAAGAUGAGGAAGCUGCUUUCCAUUGCAAAAUUGUUUGCUGCAUACAAUUGUCCAAGUUUAACGAUGCGCUACAAUUCAUCAUUAAGAACCCAAAACUUGCAACUAACUUACACUUUGAAAAAGCUUAUUGCUUGUAUCGACUGAACCAAGUGCCCGAAUCAUUAAAAGUAGUUGAUAACGUUCCGAGUCCUUCGCUGAAACUUAAAGAACUCAAAGCACAAAUAUUGUACAGACUUGAGAAAUACGAGCAAUGUUUCUCCGUGUACAGAGACAUUAUAAAACAUUCUAAUGACGAGUACGAAGAUGAAAGGGAAGCAAAUCUUGCAGCAGUGACUGUGAAUUUAACGAUAGAAGAUUCUAAAUUGGAAGUUCCUGUGUUGCGCGAAGACACGUACGAAUUGACGUAUAACGCGGCGUGCCGUUUAAUCGCGCAAGGUAGCAAAGAAGACAAAACUAUGUUAGUAGAAGCGGAGAAAAAGCUUAAAACGGCGGAAAAAAUGUGCAAAGAGGGAUUGGAGGAAGAUGGGGUUGCCGAAGAAGAGAUAGAAGAUGAGUUAGGGAUUAUUAGAGUUCAGCUUGGAUGCUGCCUUCAGCUCCAAGGUCGUGAGAAAGAAGCUCAAGCGUUAUACACUUCUGCCUUAAAAGUGAAACCAGAUGACAUAGCUUUAGUAGCAGUUGCAAGCAAUAAUCUCGUGUGCCUCAAUAGGGAUCAAAAUGUUUUCGAUAGUAAGAAGAGAAUGAAAAGUGCUACCCAUGAUAGCUUGGAGCAUAAACUAACUUCUAGACAAAGGAGAAGCAUUGCAUACAAUCAGUGUUUACUAGCAUUAUAUACUGACCAGGCAGAACAAUGUCAGUCACUUUGCAAUAAACUUGCCAAGGAACAUCCUGUACUAGCUGCAGACGCGAUGUUCAUUAAGGCAAUGCAACUUAGCAAAGAAGGCAAAGCAAAGGAAGCAGCAAAAUUAUUAACGCAACACGCAAUCGGAGAAAAAGAGCUACCAAUGAAACUCGUUUGCGUACAAUUACUGUUAAGCCACGACGAGAAACAAGAGGCAAUUGAUAUUCUUGAAAGUUUGAACGAAAGGGAUAGAUCGUUACCGGGUAUUGUUAGCGCGCUUGUAACUCUACAUAUGGCUAACAAUAACCGCGAGAAAGCAUCUGUUGCUCUUAAAAACGCUGUAAAUUAUUAUAAGAAAAAUAAGGAGACUACUGCUAACUUGGGAGAGUUGUGGCGGCAGGCCGCUGACUUUUAUUUACGGGGAGGAGAAAUUAAAGUAGCAGCAGACAUUUUACAAGAAAUGGUAGAUGCUUCGCCUUCAGAUACCAAGACAUUGGCGCAAUUAGUAGUAGCAUAUGUACAAUUUUGCCCGGAAAAAGCGCAACUUCUAUCGAAACGGUUGCCGCCUCUCCAUGAUCUUUCAGAGACAACCGACAUCGACGCUUUAGAGACUAGUAACUGGGUGAUCGGUACCAAAGUGGCCAAGAAAAAGAUAGAACCAUCUCCUGGCAAACCUACUAUCGAUGUGACACAAAAGAAACGCAAGAAACGAAAACGCAAAGGAAAAUUGCCUAAAAAUUACGACCCGAAUAUUCCACCUGAUCCGGAACGAUGGUUGCCUAGACACGAACGUAGUGGAUUUAGAAAGAAACGCGAUAGAAGAAAUCGAGAUACUGUGAUGAAGGGUACUCAGGGUGCUGCCGCGGGAGCUAGCGAUCUUUACGAUAUCACUAAAAUGCCUACGAACGCAAAACCUUCACCCAAUCCGCGUCAUAGCUCGGCAGUUGAAACAUCAGGACCACGGCAACAACAACGCAAAGUUCAACAGAAAAAGAAAAAGAAGGGCGGCAAAUGGUAAUCAGUCACUCAUAUUUGUAUUACAUUUGAACAAAUUAUUGUACGAAAUAUAUAUUAUACUUCUAUAAUAGUAAGUAAUCAAGCGACCUAUCUGUUUAACGAAUUAAGUAACUUUUUCCAAUUAUACAUGUACCUUUUAUGUACAGCACACGAUACUG
Colletes gigas is the source of this 2289-nucleotide messenger RNA. RefSeq names its product signal recognition particle subunit SRP72 (gene Srp72). Bases 162 to 2132 code for a protein of 656 amino acids. Gene Ontology annotation, cellular component: signal recognition particle, endoplasmic reticulum targeting. Gene Ontology annotation, molecular function: 7S RNA binding; protein binding; ribosome binding. The record is from RefSeq and is a predicted model, not a curated record. NCBI's taxonomy places the organism in Eukaryota, Metazoa, Arthropoda, Insecta, Hymenoptera, Colletidae. The transcript has 8 exons. Gene Ontology annotation, biological process: SRP-dependent cotranslational protein targeting to membrane.